Molecule: messenger RNA, 7403 nt
Organism: Dermochelys coriacea (leatherback sea turtle)
Lineage: Eukaryota; Metazoa; Chordata; Testudines; Dermochelyidae
Gene: MDM4
Product: MDM4 regulator of p53
Exons: 11
Coding region: 255-1691 (478 amino acids)
Biological process (GO): regulation of cell cycle; protein ubiquitination; negative regulation of apoptotic process
Cellular component (GO): nucleus
Molecular function (GO): ubiquitin-protein transferase activity
Source: RefSeq, a predicted model, not a curated record
GACGCCGCCUUUCUAGGCCUGGCUUCCGGUGCCCUCUAUGGUCGCAGUCCAUCCCGGAGGACUCUCCCCACGCAGUCCCAGCGGAAGUGGCCGCGCCGCCAUGUUGGCUGGGAGGGGAAGUGGAGGCCUGGCCCCCCACUAAGAUGGAGGAGAGGAGCCAACUGGGGGCCUAGGGCCCCCUCAGGCCGCAGGGCGAGCUGGGGCCCAUGGAGCAGCGCUAGGUUUAUACUGUAGACAGCUACUUCACUGCCAAAAUGACAUCUUCGACCUCUGAACAGUAUCCAGCAUCUGAGAAUGCCUGCAGAAUCGCACUUGGACAAGCUAAUCAGGUACAACCGAAACUGCCACUCCUGAAGAUUCUGCAAGCAGCAGGUGCACAAGGUGAAACCUUCACAUUGAAGGAGGUCAUGCAUUAUCUGGGACAGUAUAUAAUGGUGAGGCAGCUAUAUGAUAAGCGGCAGCAGCACAUGGUGUAUUGUGGAGGGGAUCAGCUGGGAGAAUUGCUGGGACUGGAGAGCUUCUCUGUGAAAGAUCCAAGCCCAGUUUAUGACAUGCUGAAAAGGAACCUGACUUCUGUUACUAUUACAGAUGCUGCACAGACUCUUGCUCUCGCAAAGGAUCAGAGCGUCGAUAAUCCAAGCCAAGACCAGCUGAAGCAGACUAGCACAGAGGGAAGCUCUGACACUGAGGGAGCGGAGGACAAAAGUGGUGCUCCUGCUUUGUCUACCUCACAGCUCAACUAUGGAAACUACGAAGACAAAGAUUUAAUAGAAAACCUCUCAAAAAGCAAGAAGCCCAAACUGGAUCUGGUAUUUGAGGAGUGGGAUGUAGCUGGCCUUCCAUGGUGGUUUUUAGGAAAUUUGAGAAACAACUACAAGUCCAGAAGUAACGGGUCAACAGACAUACAGACCAACCAGGACAUAGACACUGCCAUUGUUUCAGAUACUACUGAUGACUUGUGGUUCCUCAAUGAAUCUGCGUCUGAUCAAUUCAAUGUUGCCGUCAAAGUGGAGACAGUGGACUGUGAAGAAGUGGGGAAAGAGAGUGAGAAAAAGUUGAUUGAGGUUACGUGUACUGAUGACCUCGAGGAUUCUCAGUGCCUAAGUGACGACACAGAUGUAGAAGCUGCCUCUGAGGACUGCUGGCAAUGCACCAAAUGCAAGAAGUUUAACUCUCCAGUCAAACGGUACUGUUACCGCUGUUGGGCCUUACGAAAGGACUGGUACUCUGAUUGCCCCAAACUAGCUCAUUCUCUCUCUCUGUCCACCAUUGAUACUAUUCAAGGCAAAAAGGAUGAUGAGGGAAUCGAUGUCCCAGACUGCAGAAGGACCGUGUCUGCUCCAGUUUGCCGACCCAAAGAUCUGUACACAGAGGACUGUGAGUCCCAUGUAGACCCUGGCAGCUCCAUGGAGUCCCUGGGUUUGGCACAGGAAUGCAAGGACCAGGAGCCACAGAUGCAUUUUGGUGAACACAAAAAGGAGGAAAAAGUAGAAUGCCAAGAGAAUAUAAAAAAUUUGUUGAAUCCUUGCCUUCUAUGCCAGAAGAGGCCGCGGGAUGGGAAUAUUGUCCAUGGAAGGUCUGCUCACCUAGUGGCUUGCUUCAAAUGUGCAAAAAUGUUGAAGAAAGGGAGAUUGCCAUGUCCAGUGUGCAAGAAACAGAUCCAGAUGGUGAUCAGAAUCUUCAUGGGAUAGCUGUGCUGCUGCAAGGUGCUUCAGGGAUUUAAAUGGUCGCUAGUCAGGGGACAGCUGCCACAAGGUUUACGUUGGUGUCUAUGGUGCUGCAAGGGAAGCUAACCAUAUAACUCAGCUAAAGAACAGGGGUCCCAAACUGACUAAGGAAGUUGCGGAAUCCCCAUAAUGAAAUUAAACAAUGUUCAGUUUUUAGUGUCAGUUUACGUUCCUAGGGCCUGACUGAUCUGCCCCGGGUUUUAGAAUUUCUAAAUCCUUUACUUUCCAAGGUCUAGAGAUGAUGAUUUCACCCGGAUGGUCUUGUUUUCAUAACUGAUCCUUGCAGAAGCCAGAUGGUUAAUGAAUAAAUAUGUAACUCUGGUUGGUUGUAUGUUCUGCAGUAAGCUAAACUCUGUGCAGUGCCUGAAAAUAGAAAGCACAGGGUUGGAGGAGCGUGUGUCUGUGUGUACAUAUAUGUAUGCUGAAUUCUCCAAGGAUCAGCUCUCAGAAGAGUAAUGGUGAACGGGGGUUACAAGACUUCUAACUCUCUGCAGUAUUUUGUAAGAUCAGGUUGAGAGACUCCCCAAAAUCCUUAAUGAAAAACAAACCUCCCCAGCUUUUAAUCAAUAUGUAAACAACCCUGUAUGAUUUAGCAAUCAUGCAACAGCAAGGUGUCAUGUCUUGCUUUCUUACUGGAUCCCUUUUAAUUAAGAUAUAGUGUUGGGGGCCAGUUCCUUGGCUGCUGUCAAUUGGCAUAGUUCAGUCAACUCCAUGCUAAUUGACACCAGCUGAGGAUUUGGCCCUUAGGUGAGGUGUGUACUUGCAGCAGUUGAGUGUGUAUAUAUGAGCAUUCUAAUGCUCAUAAUUAGCUCCUCACACCAACAGCUGUGUUAACUGCAUACCUGCCUUUUUUAAGCUGGCUGAUCAUUUGAGAAAUUAAAGUGCUGGAGAGAUUUACUAAUGUGCAAUUUUGAAAAAUAAGGCCUCCUUCUUAGUGUGCCACAUAAGAGCUAGUUUAUCUAAGGAACUCUGUUGCAUGGUGUUAGUCACAUUUGGACCCUCUUCAAUUUGAUGUAGUUUCUUACAGGUUUUAACGCUUCUCAGAAUCCUUCUGCGGUAUUCUUAUCUGCACAGUGCAAUAGAGGGUCCAUUGGCCAUCAGAACUCAGCUAGAAUUUGUAAUUUUAAACUGUUGUUAAAUUCUUUCUUAAAGAGCACAUCCUAGUAUCUGCCCAGAUCUUUCUCAACCCCCAUCUGCAGGAAGGAGCUCCAGGGAUUGGAAAUCUGUGAAGAAUGCCUCAGAGAGCAUCCUCUAUUGUCCCUUGUGGAGAUUGGUCAGGGUUUGCCCACAUGGAGACGGCUGUGGGGUGCCUGUCCUCAAGCCUGGGGGAUCUGUAGGGGAUCAGAGUCAUUCACAUUCCACUGGACCCACACUACCGGAGACUCCCGCCUGCAGCCACAGCUACCCUGGGGACCCCUUAGGGUUUGAGUAACUUCCACUGGGCAGGUGGAGAAUCACUGUGCGGCACAGACCUCGGACCAUGUGCAGAGGCAUCUGCAGGAUCCAAGGGGAAGAGACUGUGCUAUGGAAGCACGCGAUCUUACCAAGUGCAGGGUCUCCUUCAGGUUAGAUCAUUCCCCGAUAAAUCUAUGCAUAUCAGUUGGCUGUAAAGCAGGUAUAUAGCCCUUCUCCUGCUGCACUUUCCCUUCUUUCCUGUAGAGCCAGAGCCACAAAUACAGCUCACUAUGUAGAGUGAAUUUACUUACUCCCGUCCCUCCUCAAAACACACACUCCUUUUAGCACCUUUGUUUUAUUUCCUACUUAUUUUAAAUAAAUAAAAACCUAGAAAAAUAAAGAUGGCCAACACCUGUUGGGUACCAUUUAGCCCAGCACUCCUUGGCCAUCACAGGGUUGCUCUCAACAAUGUAUUAUCCAAGACUUUGUCCAGGCCUGUUUAAAAUAGCUCUAGGAUGGACUCUUUGUCACUUCUCUGUUUUAAAUACCAAGAAAUGUGCAUUCUGUGUAGCGUCUCAAUACACUGGGAAGCCAUAGUUCUGUGUCCAUAGAAUACACAUUGAAGUGCUGCAUCUUCUGCUGUGAAGACUAUGCUCUCCUCCAAAGAAGUGGAUUAUUUGAUCUAGCAGGUGUUUACCCUCUAGCUGUUAAGAUCUACAUACCUGCCUUCUGCUGUAAAGUGUCUAUCCAGUGCAAGUUGGGUGGGGAUUCCUAUUACUUGCCCUGUCUCUAGCAUGUGGUUUGGGGAAGAUUUUGCCUCCCCCUUCUGAACCAUCACUGCCAGUCAUUGCAGCUUGUGCUGUACAUCAUAGCCUUAUUGCCCAGAGUUCCUGAGGGUGUACAGUUCAACUGGUCCUGAAAAGCUACAGGAGGCUUUACAUAUUCACAGAGAACUGUAGUUUCCUCUCUAGCGACAUUCCUUUUUGAUCUAGUAUUUUUAUUGUAGUCUCUCUAACUCCCUUCAUCUCCCUGGUAGAGAGACAAAGCAGGUACAGGCCCCCCACAAGGUUCCUUAGAGCAGCGCUUAGCGCACUGCUGCUGAAGCAGCUCUAUCUCCAAAGCUUCAAAUGGGAAGGAAAGAGAGAAUAUAUAGCAUUGAUUGAUCAGUACCCUCUUAGCUAUGUUGUAUGCAGAGAGGGCAUUGGCUCUCCUCUGGUUUAAUCUUGACCUUGGGAGGAGGAGAGAGGAACGGAUCUCUUUUCCAUGGUUAUAAUCCAGGCUUUUCCUCUCUCCCUAUUGAUUAGUGGCUUUUAGUUAGAAAGUGCUUCUACUUGGCAUAGACUGACCAGCACAGCGCCAGUACUGGAUGUGCUAGCUGACUAGCAGUGCAUCAGGAGCUAUGAGUGAGCAAGUCUAAGCAGAAAUGGGAACCAUUCCAUGCCACUAAAUACUUGAUACUCUUUCAGCAACUUUUUCCUUCCUUUUUUCACUCCCUCUCAAGUCAAAAUCUGUGUCAAAAGACUGUCCAGUUUUUACCAUGUGUUCAACCCAUUCAUAACAAGCCAGCUGUGUGUCUGCAUCUGCCGGGGAGGGUCACAAAACCCAGCAGCACCCAAACCACGUUAAGCUUAUCCUUCUUCUGUAGGAGGAGAUGGGAUGUGUGGGAUCAGAGCUAUCACUGCCAAAAGCUCACCAAACCUGUUGGUGAUUCUGCCGCUGUAUUGACUUGAUGUUGUUUUACUGUGUGAUGAUUACUGUCUGUUUUUGUUUGCUGUACAUGUAUAAAUGGAAUGAAUUUUGUUUUUAAAUCACAAGUUAAGCUGCAGUGCACCAAAUUGCAGUUUCACAAUAUUGUUUUGCAAACAGGCCAGUUCACCGACUGAUGUAAAUCAGCAUAGCUCUAGUGAAAUCAGUGGCAUUAUGCUGACUUACACCGUUGGGGGUUCUGGCCCCAUAUCUGAAGUGCACUUGUUGCUUUCUUGCUGAAGGGUCACUAAAAUGAAGCUGAUGCACCUUAGCCUUCCUUUGGGCUGUUAUAGAUUUAGCAGGGUUUCCUUACAAUAGUAUAUAAGUGGGAACUGUUGGUUACCAGCUAGCUGCCUUUCCUUUCUUUGGAUGUUUGUGCGCUCGGCAAGGUGGAUGCUUGGACGUAGACCUGAAAGCACGUCUUCUGGACACUGUGAAUUUUGUUUUCCCAGGUGCCUCAAAAAAAAGUGCAUUUUGUUAAGUGUUCUGUUUGAAUAGUUUUCAGACCCAACAUGUUGUGAAGUGUAUAGUCCAUGUUGAUCAAAAAAGCCUGAAAGUACAAUGUAUUGGGUCAGGUGGGGAUAUAAUAUCCUUACUGAAACCCUAUUAAGAUGUGUAAUAUAUACAAAGCUUGAGAUACUUGCCUCUACUCAGUGACUAAGAGUUAUAAGGAGUCUAAGUGGAAAUCCCCUUGUGUCAAAGGAAAGCCACAAUGAACAUUAGACAGUUUGGAGAUUUAUUUUUAUUAUGUAGCAAAUAUAAAAGUGGUAUUUCAGAAGCAUCAGCUUCUUUUUCUUACCAGUAUAACUAUUUUGCUUAAGGAUAUGAUUUUUUUCCCCCUGAAAUAGUUAUACUGGUGUAAUGCCUAGUGUCGAUGCAGGUAUACCAGUAUAAAGGUACCUUAGGCUGAUGUAGCUUAUUCCCCUUCUCAUUGAUGCUUACACCAGUGUAACUGUGUCCACACUAGGGGUACAUCUUUACUACCAACGUCAAACUGCUGCCGCAGCAGUGCUUUAACGUGGCUGUGUAGUUGCAGCACCAGCGCUGGGAGAGAGGAAAAACCACCCCCAUGAGGGGAGUAGCAACCGCGGCUCCCAGCGCUGGGGCACUGUCUACACUGCCACAUUACAGCGCUGAAACUUGCAGCGCUCAGGGAGGUGUCUUUUCACACCCCUGAGCGAGAAAGUUUCAGCACUGUAAAGUGGCCAUGUAGACAAGGCCUAAGAGGGUUGUAUAGCUAUAUGUCUUAAUAGUUAGAGUGGUACAACCUUUCUGUAUAGACAAGCCCUAAUUCAAUCACAGCUGCCGUUUUAUUGACAUUUCCCAGCAGGAAGUCUGUUCUCAUGCCUUAGUUGCAGACAGGACCCAAAGUAUUUCAAUAAAAUACCUAGCUCUUGUAUAGCUCUUUUGAUCUGUAGAUCUCAAUGCGCAUUACAAAUGAAGUCAGCAUUUUACAGAUGGGAAGCUAAUACAGGCACCAGAAAGUUAGCCGCCUAAAUCCAGAAUUAGGCACCUUAAAUCAGUGCCCUGAUUUUUCGGAGCGGUUGAACACCUGGAUCUCUUGUUCACUUGAGUGUCAGUUUUAAGCUACUCAACAUCUCUGAAACUCUGAUUAUUUAUAGCGGUGCCCCCUUUUGGAGCCCAGGCUGGAAAGCGUUGGCCAGGGAGGAUAGCUGAACAUAUGAGAAGCAGUACAGUUGCCUGAGGUCCUGUUACUAAAAAAUAAUUGGUGAAUCUUACGCAUGUUAAAUGACUGUUAAUACAUUUUAAAAUAACACAACUGCUUUGAAAAUGCCUCCUGCUUCCAUACAUCCCCUGUGUCCCAAAUGGUCAUUCAGCUUUCAAGGUGGCAGUUUCCUCGUUCAUUCUUAACUCUUUGUAUUCAGACAGUUUACAAAUUAUUUGUGAUGACCUUUCUUUCUAAUAAUAUAGGGUGACCAGAUGUUCUGAUAUUACAGGGACAGUCCCGAUAUUUGGGACUUUUUCUUAUGUAGGCAUGUAUUACCCCCUACCUGCUGUCCCGAUUUUUCACAUUUACUAUCUGGUCAUCCUGUAAUAAUACUUAAUAAAGUGCUAUAAGAACUAAGGUGCUGUGCAAGCAGGAAUCCUUCCAACACCCCGUGUACCUAUCUGAGAAGGUGCUUGAAGGUGGCUGAAAUAUUGUGUAGGUAGCAGGAAUGUUUUAUGCUCUUGAAUAACAAUAGAAAGACGGAUUCCCUUCCACAAAAGGUAAUUUCUUACUAAAUCCCCUAAGCACCCUUCCUCUGUUUUGCACCUAAAUAUAUUUUCAUCCAGGAAAAGUGAAAUAUCUAUGGCAUACAUGCUCCCUACUUGUAGCAUAAAGCUCACCAAAAUACUUCUAUUUGUAUUUGCACUAUUUUACAAUGCUUUGAUUGGAGUAAAUUCAUGACUUGUUUGUUCCCCAUGCAAAAUAAAAUUGACAUUUGAAACCUGGUGAUAGGGUAACUUAGAAGGUUUAGUUUUUAAUUUGUACUGAGUUUCCGCAAAGCUUAAAUAAAACCUUUGUUACCAGUA